Harpegnathos saltator (Jerdon's jumping ant) is the source of this 685-nucleotide messenger RNA. RefSeq lists its product as uncharacterized. The record is from RefSeq and is a predicted model, not a curated record. The transcript is spliced from 2 exons. Lineage: Eukaryota; Metazoa; Arthropoda; Insecta; Hymenoptera; Formicidae. Bases 1 to 597 code for a protein of 198 amino acids.
AUGCUGGAGGCCGGCGUACUGAAUACCCUGCUCAUCAGAAUGGACCUGCCGUACGCGACGCAGCUGCGCUGCACCAGGCCGCCGGACGUCGAGCUCGGAGGUGAGGAGUAUCCGUGGGACACCAUGCUCCUGAUAACGAGCCUCUUGUGGAGGCUGAUGGGAGCGGUGCUGCCAGCGGGGAAACCGCUGCCGGACUGCCUGCUGAAGGACCUCCCCGCGCUCCAGCAGUGCGCCAUGUGGGGCUUGAGGUACUCGUUCCAGCGGCAGGUGCUUCGCGGCCGACAUCGAGCGGUCAACGCGAGGAUCAGGAACGACAUCGCCGCGCUGAUCCUCGCCGGGGUCGUGGCCCUGCCGUCGUCGUGGGACCUCGUCGGCAGCGGCAUCGCGGAGCUCAUCGUCGGUCUUCUGGGCGCGAUCGAGUCUGGCAGCACCAGGAUAUGGGCGGAGGACGUGACGUUCUCCGACAGCGACGACGACCUCUUCUUCAAGAGGAUCCUGCUGACGAUCGUCGCGCAUCUCGCCCACCUGGACAUUUGUGUCUUCGUAAUUCGUUCUUGCCGAUUUUCCGUGAAAUCUCAGCUGUUCGCUGUUCGAUGAAGAAGAUGCUGAUUGAUUGAUUCCCGAACGUCUAGGUGAUGAGGAAGGCGAUGGUCAUACCGGUGAUCCUGCGGAUCAUUGGAUUCUA